UUGGUGUAAAGCCCGAGCAAAUCUCUGGAGAGAACAACGAGCCCAUUCACAGCGGCCGCAAGGGGAGCGGCGCCGAUCAGUAGCCAGCAGGGCGAGGGGCGCCCCCCGAGAGUGGCUUUCCUGGGGAUUCCGGCGGGCGGAGCAGCAGCAGCAGCGGCGGCGGCAGCGGCGGCAGGAUCGGUGGGCGCUCGCUCUCUCUUCGGGAGGGAAAAUGCUUUCGCUUUUCUACCUGUGCCUCUUGGCUGGAAUCGCCCGCGCCUUCAACCUGGACACGCAGAACGUAGUCAAAUGGGACGGCGAACCCGGCAGCUUUUUCGGAUUUUCUCUGGCCAUGCAUCAGCAGCUGAACCCGAACAAGAGGCUCUUGCUGGUUGGUGCACCUCGGCAAAAGGCUUUCCCAUUGCAACAAGCCAAUAGAACCGGUGGGUUGUUCAGCUGUGACAUCGAAACUCCAGAGGUACCCUGCACACGUAUCAAAUUUGAUGAGACAGCUGACCCAGCAAAAGAAAGCAAAGAAGACCAAUGGAUGGGUGUAACUGUGCGAAGUCAGGGGCCUGGUGGAAAAAUUGUGACCUGUGCACACCGCUAUGAGAAAAGGUAUUAUGUCAACACGGAUCAGGAAACCCGAGACAUCAUUGGGAGGUGCUAUGUGCUGAGUCAGGAUCUUUCCAUUUCUGGCAAUGAGUAUAUGGAUGGCGGGGAAUGGAGUUUCUGUGACGGCCGAUUGAGAGGCCAUGAGAAGUUUGGCUCCUGCCAGCAAGGUGUUGCAGCCACAUUUACCAGAGAUGAUCAUUACAUUGUAUUUGGUGCACCAGGGACCUAUAACUGGAAAGGCGUGGUACGUGCAGAGCAAAAGAAUCACACCCUUGAUGAAAUGGGCAUCUUUGAUGAUGGGCCUUAUGAAGUUGGGGGUGAAAGCCUGCGAAAGGAGUCCCUGGUUCCUGUUCCUGCUAACAGUUAUUUAGGAUUUUCUUUGGACUCUGGGAAAGGGAUAAUCUCUCAAGAGGAGACCACUUUUGUUUCCGGUGCCCCGAGAGCCAACCAUAGUGGGGCUGUGGUCCUUUUGAAAAAAGACAGUGACAUCCAGCGGGCCUUGUCCUCUGUACACAUAUUUGAAGGCGAGGGGCUGGCCUCUUCCUUUGGCUAUGAUGUGGCCGUUGUGGACCUCAACAGUGAUGGUUGGCAAGAUAUUGUUGUUGGAGCCCCACAGUAUUUUGAAAGAGAUGGAGAAAUUGGUGGUGCUGCAUAUGUGUAUAUUAAUCAGGAAGGCAAAUGGGACACAGUAAACCCAAUUCGCCUCAAUGGAACUAAAGACUCCAUGUUUGGGAUUGCAGUUGAAAACAUUGGUGAUGUUAAUAAAGACGGCUUUCCAGAUAUUGCUGUAGGGGCUCCUUAUGCUAAAGAGUUUGGCAAGGUAUAUCUCUAUCAUGGCUCCAGGAAUGGAAUAAACACAAAACCAGCACAGAUUCUUGAAGGUGAAAAAAAUGUCCCAUUCUUUGGGUACUCUAUCACUGGAAAUAUGGAUCUUGAUGGAAACUCUUACCCUGACAUUGCUGUUGGAUCUCUUUCAGAUACUGUUUCAGUUUACAGAUCAAGGCCUGUAAUAAGCAUUAAGAAAUCCCUUAUGAUCUCACCAGACAAAAUUGAUCUGAAUAUGGAGAACUGUGAAGUGUCCAGUAAACUUUGCCUGAACAUUAGAUCAUGUUUCGAAUAUACAGCCAGUGAGAGUAAAUUCAAUCAAGAAAUAAUUUUGGACUAUACGUUUGAAGCAGAUCAUGAGAGGAAGAAAUCAGGCUUGCUACCAAGAGUGCAUUUUACUAAGCCUCCCUCUGUUCCAUUUAGCGGAAGUGUAAUUCUGAAAAGACAGAAGAUGGAAGAGUGUGUGAAUAGCAGGCUCGAAUUAGAGGAAAAAAUCAAAGAUAAAUUACGUCCAAUUCCUGUAUCUCUUAAAAUUGCACUUCAUACCCCUGAGAGCUCAAUAAAACCCAGAAGAAGACAAGGAAGGUCACUGCCAGAUCUUACUCCAAUUCUGGAUGCUGAUGAGCCCGACACCAUGCAUUCAGAGGUGCAGUUUCUGAAAGAAGGCUGUGGAUCAGACAACAUAUGCCACAGCAAUUUGAAGAUGCAUUACAGAUUUUGCACCAAAGAGGGAAACGAGGACAAAUUUGCCUAUUUCCCCAUGGAAAACAAUGUUCCGGUGCUUGUUCUCAAAGACCAGAAAGAGAUCGCCCUUGAAAUCACAGUGACCAAUAAUCCUUCCAGUGCCAUGCACCCCCUGAAAGAUGGCGAAGAUGCUCAUGAAGCAAAACUUAUAGCAACCUUUCCAGACAGCUUGACUUAUUCUACUUACAGGGAGUGGAAGAGCUUUCCGGAAAAACUUGUCUCCUGUGGUGCUAAUCCAAAUGGUUCUCAAGUGGACUGUGAACUUGGAAAUCCUUUCAAAAGAAAUUCUACCGUUACAUUUUAUGUGAUUUUAAGUACAACCAAGGUUAAUGUCGAUACGAAAGAGCUGGAUAUCAAUUUGAAACUGGAAACGACAAGCAAUCAGACUAAUUUGAAACCAAUUACUGCGAAAGCUAAAGUUGUUAUUGAACUGCUUUUAUCACUUACAGGGGUUGCUAAACCUUCCCAGGUGUAUUUUGGAGGUAAUAUUAUUGGGGAAAGUGCAAUGAAAUCUGAACAUGAGAUCGGUAGUUUAAUUGAAUAUGAAUUCAGGAUCACGAACUUAGGUAAACCACUGAAAACAUUUGGUACAGCUUUCUUGGAAAUUAUGUGGCCGAAAGAACUGAGAGGAGGCAAGUGGUUGCUCUAUUUGGUUUCCAUUCAUUCAAAGGAAUUAGGAGAAUUACAGUGUACUCCUCAAAAUGAAAUAAACCUUUUGAAUGUUCAGCGAUCUCAAAAUGCACGGAUAAAACGUGAAGUUGCAGAGAAGCAGACAGAGGGUAGCCAAAGCUUUUCUUUGUUUAGAGAAAGAAAGUAUAAGACAUUGGAUUGCAAUGAAGAGGCAAACUGCGUCAACAUAACAUGUUCCUUGAAAGGCUUAGAUAGUAAAGCUGUAGUAGUAUUGCGCUCAAGGUUGUGGAACAGCACCUUCCUAGAGGAAUUCUAUAAAAUGAGCUAUCUAGACAUUUUUGUCAGAGCUAGAAUUGGCAUUUCUGCUGCGGAUAAUGUCAAGCUGGCAAAUGAAGCUACGGACGUACGAGUUAAUGUCUUUCCUACAAAAACGGUAGCUUUAUAUAAAGAAGUUCCUUGGUGGAUCAUCUUGGUUGCUAUUCUCGCUGGGUUAUUAAUGCUUGCUUUGUUGGUAUUCUUAUUGUGGAAGUGUGGUUUCUUCAAGAGAAAUAAGAAAGAUCAUUUUGAUGCCACAUAUCACAAGGCUGAGAUCCAUGCUCAGCCAUCUGAUAAAGAGAGGCUUACUUCUGAUGCAUAGUAUUGAUCCACUUCUGUAAUUGUGCGGGUUCUUCCAGCGUUCCAGGUACGAUGACAGCAUCCCCCGCUACCAUGCUGUAAGAAUUCGGAAGGAGGAAAGGCAGAUUAAAGAUGGAAAAGUUAAAGAGAAUCACACAAAAAAACAAUGGAUCACAAAAUGGAAUGGAAAUUAAAGUUAUUCCUAGGGAUCCCAGCUGAACUUUAAAAGGUUGAAUGGAUUUUAAGAUGUCUUUGAGCAACAUGAUGAAUGCAAGUGGAAGACCUGUUUGGUUUAUAAAUAUUAUUUUCAUAUCAAAGUUGUUUGGUGUUACAGCUCUAAAUUUUAAGACUCCCUAAACCAGCUUCUAUGCAUUAAAUAAUCUCUAGUCUUUUGGAAAGAAAAAAAACCCGUUAAAAUCCAAAUUAUUAACCCAGAAAGGGAUAGAUUUACUCUUCUUUUGAUGAAAUGGAGCUGUAUGAAUUUUUCCCAGUUGGGGAUAUAUUUUUUAGCUUCCAGCUUAAUCUUGAGAGGACUUGGCUGCUUUUGAGAAGAAAAAAAAAUUAACACAAUGAAACUGGUUGUCUGGGCAAAGACAUCUGGCCAUGGUCUAAAAGAAAAGGGAAGCACCCUGAGUUGUGUGGUUUGUUAGAAUGCUCUUGGCAAAAUUUGACUGAACUGCACAAUUGUUAUUUCCAGAGUCUGAAUUACGUGUUAAGUCAAGCCUUAAAGUUGUUUCUUUGAUCUCACCUUUCCUGCAUUGCUGAAACUUCUCUCAUCAAAAGCAAGAUAGCAAGAUAAUUUUUCCUAACAACGAAUGGACAUGUAUUUCGGUAUAUUUGUCUACACUAUUUAAAUAUCAGAAGAGAAUACUAAUAUUUUGUCAGGAAAAUUCUAUGGAAUUCCAAGCGAGAUAGAAAGUAAUGUAACCUAUCAUUCUUUCUCAUUUGUGGAGAGUUACUUGACCUUGAUUUUCUUUUCAUCGCUGAAUAUUUAAAAUGAAAAUGGGGGCUUCAAACUUGUCUGCCCAUCAAGAUACUAAGAUUUUUUUCCUAUCUCCAAGCCCAGAAUAUGUUUACUUUAAUCCCGCUAAUUUCAUGGUUGACUGAUUAUUCAGAAGUGAGAUAUGGACAUAUGGACAGAAGUUAAUAAGUUACAUUAAUAGGCUAAACCAUGACAUUAAAAACUGGUUCUAACAUCAGGAAGAUUAGCUUGUAGUAUGUAACUCUGUUCAGUUUUAGGAAAUGCACUCUUUGGUUUUUUGUUUUUGUUUUUUGCUUUUAAGGGGUAAAUUGCUGGAAAAAGUGCAUAUUAUGGGAAGCAAACAUUUGCUGAUAUUUGUAACUUUGGGGUCUUUUUGUUGUUGUUACAGUAGAUACCUGCUAGUGAAUGCUUCUGGAUCUAGACUUAGUUGAAUUUUGAUCCUGUUUGAAACAAUGGGACCUAACUGCAACUAAUUUCAUCUGGAUCCAACUCUUUAUAUUCACGAAUUGAUGCAAUGAUGUAUGGCUGAAUUUCUAAAGGAAAGCUCAGUUAUCUUAUAAUCAUGUUCCCACAAAAGCCGCCUUGUCUAGAAAGAAUAAUUUAUGUUUCUGAGUAGGGAGACCUUGGCAUUCUGCAUCUGUUUUAAAGGCACUAUUUUCUCUGAUUAUUGUACUAAUACAGUGUGCAGAAAAUCUCGCCAUUGCACACAGUGAUAUGGACAUGUGUUUUUCAGGUAAAUUUGCAGUCUCUAAAUCUGCUAAUACUGUGUUCUAAGACUAGUGUGUGAGCACCAGGCUUAAAAACAACCUUUAAUGUGCAAUAGGUCAUGCUUUAGUAAUGUUUUAAAAAUUAGCAUUACUGAAUGUUGCUUACACCAAAUAUAUACAGAUUUUUCCAAUGAUGAUGUGUGUACGGAUUAAUAGAUUAUGGUCUAAUUCAUUUUGUCAACAAUUGUGUACUAGAGAGCAGGUCACUUUCACCUCUGAAGACGGCAGCCACAAUUGCUGGCAAAAUAUCAGGAUACCAAAGAAUUAGACCCUGUUCUACUGUAUUAGCCCCACAGCUAAUUAACGCUGGAUUAACGCUGGAUUAACGCUGGCUAUGAAAGCCUGCAUUGAUAUGUAUGCAUAGGUUUUGUCUUUUUUAAAGCUUGAAUAUUGGUUGUACUUUUUGUAUAUACUGUAAGUCAUUCUUAUAUAUUUAUUUUUACCAUAAAUCUUUGUCUUUAACUAAUGGUUAAGCCAAAGAUUUUUGAUUAGUGAGCAAUAGCAUAUCAAGUUCAGUGAAUAAAAGUGAACUUUUUUCCACCAAAUGUGCCAAUAACUUUUUAAAUUCCAAUGACUAGAAUAUUCUCAGAAACCUUUUCUUUACACAUUUCUAAAUUAUGUACUAGAGAUGUAUCUUCUAAGUAAUUUGUGUGCUAAUGCAUACUUACAGAUAUUUAUAGAAGUUUUAUAUGACUAACUUAAUUGAAAAUAUAGCAAGUGCUUAUUGGAUUGAGGAGGGGCAAAGGUUUUCUUUGUUCUGUGUUUGGAACAAGGUUAAAUAGUACAGAAGCUAUAGCACUUGAACCAAAAUAUAAAUUCACUAAAUUAACUGUGGUAUUUUAAUGGAUGGGUUAAGGACUACUGAGUAAUUCCUUCAUUUCUAAAAUUUAAGAAUAGUUCCAUACAACAGUAGCCAUUUGAAACUUGUAAUAAAUGUAAUUGUGGUCUUAUCAUAUCAAAAUGUUGGUACUGAUUAAGCACUAUACACAUAUGCUAGCAUUUACAGUAUAUGAAAUUCCAAUGGUCCAUCAGAAGGUAAAUUUUGGAACUGUGCAAUGCAGGGCGUUGCAAUUUAAUUCCAUGUAGAGUAUUCAGAGCACAUGGACUGAGCAUCGCACUAUCUGUAGCUCUAUAAAAGUACUUUUCCGGUGAGGAAUUCUCCAUUUGUAGUCGUGUGUGCCUUGAAGUGCUUUCUUGGAAUCAAAUGCAAAACAUAGCACAGUGCUAACAGAUGUUAUUUAACAAAAGAUAUAAACUAUGCAAACCUGUAAGUAUUUAUCGUAAAAAAAACAGGUAUUCACGAAACAAACAAAAUGUUAAAAAGUUAUGAUAUUUAUGUAGUUACUUACCAAGCACAUCUAAAUUAUAGUAAAGUAACCAAAAUAUCUUUACAAACCCCAAGGCAUGUCAUAACUUUUGUGCACCUUUAAUGUUUGGAAAUUGAAAGUUGAAAAAUUUGACAUGCCUUAAAAUAUAUAUGUCUUGUGCUGUGUAGUUCAGUAUAAAAAUAUGUUGGUUUGGUGCAAAAUGACAGUUUGUUCCAAGGUUUGGUUUCUAGGUAUUAAUGUCAAUUUCUAUCAUUCCACUUUUUAUGGUUAUCCAGAUACCUUUUUGACCAUACAUUUUAUACAAAUUAUUUUUCAUAAAGCUUUUUUAACUUAAAAGGUAUAAGCUCUUUUUUGAAGCUCCAGGUACAAAUGUGGUGCCUGACAUUAAUUCACUAAAUGCUGCUGUUUUGUCUCCUUCAUCCACUUUAUUUAUAUGUGGCCCAUAAAAAUAAUCCCACAACCUUAGUAUGAUGGAUACGUUUUAUUUAAAACUCCAUCUCUGUAAAUAGGCUUAUUCAAUCUAAAAAGUAACUGAAACACUACUAUACUUUUUCAUUAAAACUUGUUAUUCUGGUGAUUUGUCUGAAAAAAAUAAAUAUGUAAUCAAUAAGUAAAAAUAUCAUCUUGAGUCACAUCACUGGUAUAUAUUUAUUUUCCACAUUAAUUGUUACUAACAUCUAAUGUUGCAUCAUGCCUGAAAAUUACAUGUGGAUAUGUCAAUAAACGUGUGAAAUAAAUUUUGUAUGAAAACA
Molecule: messenger RNA, 7237 nt
Organism: Notechis scutatus (mainland tiger snake)
Lineage: Eukaryota; Metazoa; Chordata; Lepidosauria; Squamata; Elapidae
Gene: ITGA6
Product: integrin subunit alpha 6
Biological process (GO): leukocyte migration; cell-cell adhesion; cell adhesion mediated by integrin
Cellular component (GO): integrin complex; external side of plasma membrane
Molecular function (GO): integrin binding
Source: RefSeq, a predicted model, not a curated record